Molecule: messenger RNA, 2118 nt
Organism: Danaus chrysippus (African queen)
Lineage: Eukaryota; Metazoa; Arthropoda; Insecta; Lepidoptera; Nymphalidae
Source: the annotation of a GenBank genome assembly
AUGGAAGAUUAUGACAUAUUUACAAAUGAAAUAGACUUCGCCAAACCCGUUCAUAAGAAUAUACUCAAUAAAUAUGUCAACGAUGUACCAAAGACUCCGAGUGGACCUAAUUAUGCAAGCGGCAGGAAAUUACUGGGACAGGAAUGUUUUGCUGAUGGUAAGGAAAAUGAAUGUGCAUUUCACUUCAGUGAAUCCGCUUCUCCCUCCUCGAGGACUCGCGCUGUGUACAGAGAUGAACAGCUGAAAAGUGCUGACAAUAAAUUAAAUAAAAUAACAGAUUAUAUAAAGCCUGUUAAGAAUAUUGUUGACAAAAAUCCUAUAACCAAAGAGGAUAAUGCAGUACUUGAUCUCCUUAAUAACAAUAUGGAUGUAACUGUAUUGGAUAAAUAUAAUACAAAGGAGGAAAUUCCAUUUCAUAAGCAAUACAUGAGAUUCAGUUCGGACAACAAUGUUGAUAAUUUUUUGAAGAUAUUAAAAGAAUUACCUAAAGAGUGGACAAUAAUUCAGUUAACAGCACCAUACAAUCCUAAUGAAAAUCUGAAACCAUUAACUGAUUAUCGCACAGAGAUUACAUCUAUGUAUAUAACAGUGCUCAGUAACAAGUAUUGUGAUAGUCCAUUGACAAUAGAAGUUCCAGCUAAUGUUACAAAAGAAGGUGAAAAACCACUGUUUGAAGAGCUGUAUUCUCUACUAGAGGAGAAUUAUAGGACGAUAGACAAUGCUCAGUAUUUAAACAACAAGAAUUUGGUCCAGAAUUAUUGGAGCAAACGUGAGGACAUUGACCUCAGGAUGAAGAGCAUUGUUAAUGUAAUGGAUAAAGAAUGGCUCGGUGGCUUCUCAAGUCUUUUGACUGGACGGCUAUUAGAUGACCAAAAGCAUGAUAGAAUUGUUAGUUUAGUCAAUAAAGCUAUCAAUGAUUGGGGUUUCGUAAGACUGACGGCAAAACAGAAAAUGCUUCUAUACAACCUCAUUGAGAGCAGUGCGUUGUUGCCAUCGCAGCAAAUAAAAUCUUGUAUACGAAAAAUAUUGACUGAACAUGGCAAUACUGAUGAUAUAAGAAAAACUUUGAGAAUAGACUGUGAUAACUGUAGCUCUGAAUUCAGAUUAGCGAGUGAACUAUGUUUGAAAUGUUUGUCCCAUUGCUUCAAGGCGAUUCACCAUUUUAGACUGGUUGAUGGUAUUAAAGCGUUUUCACAAGUAGCAACACAGGUUAAAGAAGACAACGAAUGGGCAAGUUUGAAGAAGGCAAACCGACAACCGGUUAUAUUGAUUGUUGAUGAGAUGUUAGACACAUUCCCAUGGGAAACUCUGCCCAUUCUCAAUCAACAUCCCGUCACUCGGAUAGAGAAUAUACAUUUUCUGUAUUCACUAUACAAAACACAUGAAAAUAAGAUUAUAAACGGUUACUAUACAACCAGCACAAAUGUUGGCAGAUACAUUAUUAAUCCAGAAAAGAAUCUCGAACGUAUGGAGCUUAGGAUGAAAUCGUUUGUGAAAUAUUGGUGUAAGUCUUGGACCGGCCACGCGGGUGAGAAGCCCACUGCGGAAGAAUACCUUAAAUGUCUUACAGAAGCUGAAGUAUUCCUGUACUGCGGUCACGGCGAUGGACGCCAACUGGCUAGCAGCUCGUCUCAAAUCGAGAGUGCUUCGUGUGGUGCUGUAUGUAUACUAUCGGGCUGUGGCUCGCUGAGGCUUGUGAGGGAAGGGAGUAGAACACCCGCGACCGCCGCUCAUCAUCACCUACGACUAGCCGGAUGUCCAAUGGUGAUCGGAAUGCUUUGGGAGGUGACCGAUCUUGAAGUGGAUAAAAUGGUGACAAAGAUGCUGUCUCUGUUCGUACCAUCAAAGGCGCCGUGUGAUUGGAAAUAUGUAAAGAAAAACCAGUGGAGUCAGGGGAUUAUCGACUUCCCCGCCCCACCGACCUCGCCUCAGAUCGUGUGUCACGAUGUCUUGUUGGCUGCGAGCAAAUCACGUUUAGCUACAAACUACAUUAUGAUAUCUAGCAGUCUAGUUAUUAGAGGGUUAGAGUGGUCUUUGUGUAUGGAAAAUAAGCGCUGGAGUAGUUCCACGUACGAACACAUUCCCAGGAAAGCGGCGCUAGUAGCGGCCGGUAGAUAA